Messenger RNA from Sturnus vulgaris (Common starling), 1383 nucleotides. NCBI's taxonomy places the organism in Eukaryota, Metazoa, Chordata, Aves, Passeriformes, Sturnidae. The record is from RefSeq and is a predicted model, not a curated record.
UCAGGGCUGUGUCCUGCUGGAUUUUAGGACAGAGCAUCACAUCCGAGUCACCGUGUCCCCUGUGUGCUGGCUGCCAGGAUGUGGUGCCAGAGGCUGGCGAGGCUGUUCCGGGGGUGCCAUGGCAGCCCUGGACAUCACUGGCCACGGCUACCCCGAGCCCCCAGGCCCAUCGUGGCUACCCCAGCUCGCUGCCACCCCACAGCCCCAGCGUCCCCUCCCUGUGCCUGGCAGCUGCACCAGGACCAUCUCGAGCUGAGGUACGGGAGCACCGUGAUGCGCCUGGAUUUCGUGUGGCUGCGGGACCACUGCCGCUCUGCCUCCUGCUACAACGCCAAGACCAACCAGCGCAGCCUGGACACGGCCAGCGUGGACCUGGACAUCCAGCCCCAGGCUGUGAGGGUGGAUGAGACCACACUCUUCCUCACCUGGCCCGAUGGGCACGUGACUCGCUACGGGCUGGAGUGGCUGGCCAGGAACAGCUACGAGGGCCAGCAGCAGCAGGUGAUGCACCCCCGGAUCCUCUGGAAUGCUGACAUCUACCAGCAAGCCCAGGUCCCCUCCAUCGACUGCCAGCACUUCCUGCAGACACACGAGGGCCUGAAGGAGUUCCUGCAGAACUUCUUGUUGUAUGGGAUUGCUUUUGUGGAGAAUGUCCCUCCCACCAAAGAGGACACGGAAAUCUUGGCAAAGAGGAUCAGCAUAAUCAGGGAGACCAUUUAUGGCAGGAUGUGGUACUUCACCUCUGACUUCUCCCGGGGAGACACAGCCUACACCAAGCUGGCCCUGGACAGGCACACAGACACCACCUACUUCCAGGAGCCCUGUGGCAUCCAGGUGUUCCACUGCCUGAAGCACGAGGGCACAGGUGGGAGGACGCUGCUGGUGGAUGGCUUCCAUGCAGCUGAGCAGGUGAGGCUCCAGGCCCCAGAGCUCUUUGAGCUGCUGGCCAAGGUGCCCCUCAAACACGAGUACGUGGAGAACGUGGGCGACUGCCACAACCACAUGAUCGGAGUGGGGCCCGUGCUCAACGUGUACCCCUGGAACAACGAGCUUUACCUCAUCAGGUACAACAAUUACGACCGUGCAGUCAUUAACACCGUGCCGCACUCCGUGGUGCGCCGCUGGUACCGCGCCCACCGCGCCCUCACCGCCGAGCUGCGCCGGCCCCACAACGAGCUCUGGGUCAAGCUGAAACCGGGCAAGGCGCUGUUUGUGGAUAAUUGGCGUGUCCUGCACGGCCGGGAGGCGUUCACGGGCUACCGGCAGCUCUGUGGCUGUUACCUGACCAGGGACGACGUGCUCAACACGGCCCGCCUGCUGGGGCUGCAGGCCUAGGCCAGCCCUGCACGGGGCCAGCAGCCCCCAGGCCCAGCCUGGGGACAG